ACAAAAUCUUUCAACAAGACUUAACUUAGUGUAUGACACUGUAGUUCAUUUAAUGUUUAUUAAUCGGAAUAUUAUGUUUUUUAUUCUUGUUUUUAGUCUACCUCUACUAAUUCACCAGAAUGAUAUCUUCGAACAGUAGUUAUAUGCUCAUAGAGAUUUGCAUUCGGUCAGUAUUGGUCAUCACAUUCUUAGCGUCAGAAAGAUUCCACCCGUUCGAGAGGAUAAUUCAACCGGAAGAAUGGUGGUUGUAUAAGAACCCAAUAGCAGAACAUGAAGUUUGCAAUACAAUGACUUUAUUCCUUCUUUCAAUUUUUACUCCAAUUGUUACGAUUUUCUUAGUGAACUAUUGCAGUAAAAAGAGAAGACAUCUUACUCCCGCGAUACUCGCUGUAACAUUGGCACUUUGUAUAAAUGGUAAUUUAACAAAUAUUAUCAAACUGAUGGUAGGUAGACCAAGGCCUGACUUUUUCUUUCGAUGUUUUCCUAAUGGCAAAGUGCCAAACGGGCAACCAUCAACUUAUGACUUAAAAUGUACAGGAGAUGAAGGAUUUAUAGCAGGUGGAAGGAAGAGUUUUCCGAGUGGACACAGUUCAUUUGCUUUCACAGGAUUGGGAUUUUCUUCUAUUUAUUUAGCUGGACACUUCCGCUGCUUCAGUGUUAAAGGUCGUGGAAGUUCAUGGAGAUUGAUUAUUUUGGUUCCAAUUACUUUUGCAGCGAUGAUUGCCAUCAGCAGAACAAGUGAUUAUAGGCAUCAUUGGCAAGAUGUUGUAGUUGGGUCUAUCCUUGGAUUACUCGUAUCAUAUGUUUGUUAUCGUCAACAUUACCCUGAACUAUCACAUGAGGAGAGUGAUGUUCCUUAUAUGAGAACUGAUCCUAGUGAAAUGACACACUCACAAUCAUCAGGAAGGCUUCAGAAUGUUUAUGUUAAACGAGAUAUUUGAUUAUUGCUUGUGAUGAAAAAUCAUGUGAGAACUUGUACUUGGUAUAUUCCAAGGGAACUAAAUUUAUCAUAAUAUUGAGACAAAGAUAUUAUAGUAGUGUGAUUAACUAGUUUGUGGAUGACAAAAUGCAGCUAGAAAAAUUAAAGUAGAUAUCUUUUGAAUGUUAUUCUCUCUUGCAUCAUAAUUACAAUUGGUCUCAUAAUACAUAUUUAAGGUCAUUUAAAAAUAUACAAUUAUGUAGUCUGGGUCCCUCAACCUGGGCAUGUUGAUUUAGUGGAUUUAUUAUUGUUGAGAUUUGUCAUCACAGCAUUUCAUAGCAUGUACAAACCAACAUUUUCAGUCAAGUACCGGUUGGUGUUAUUUCAUUGGCUCAUUCUCAUCCUUGACAAUAAAAACAUCAGUAGUUGUAAAACAUUUAAUGGCAAUGUCAUAUUUUUGGGAAUGAUAAUCAUAAUGUCUUCGAAAACUCUUUAAGCUAGCUCCACUGCUUUUUGACCAAAAAUGUGCAAAGACAUGUAUUUGUUUUUCUGUACCCAUAUUUUUGCAAUUCAAUUGUUGGAUUCAAUAUAUUCUAUUUGUAACUAACGAUUCAUCCUAUUUUCCUGUCUUCCAAUCUUUGUUUAGCUGUCAUUCAGCACUUUCCUGAAGAUUAUUGUAAAUAAACAUUCCAUGACCAUGCAGCCUAAUAUAUAAUAUGGUAAAUACAGUCAUUGUAUAUAAAUACAAUAUUUUGGGAUAUAUUUAUCUUUUGUUAUUUGUUUUCGCCUUUCUGAUAUUUAUUAAAGCUAUAGACAUAUUGUGUAUUUAGCUGUGUUGAAAAGAACUAUCGUAUAUGCUGUUGUUACAUGUAUAUUUUAUUUACUAGUUCAAAUUUUAUUGCUUUGGUGAUAAGGAUGUUUUGAUAAUAAGUAUCUUUACUGUUAUGUAUCAUUAUAUACCGCUAUGUACGGGCAUUUCUGUCACAAGCAUAAUCAAAAUAUAUGUGUCUGUGAAAAUUUCAGAAAUAAUAUGUUAUUGGUGCUUGGUUAUUUUCUUGUUUUUGACGGAUGCAAUAUAUAAUAUGUAUUAUAUUUAUGGUGAUAAUUAUGUAGAGAAGAUCUUCAAAUUUUUGUUUUGUGUUUGAAGGUAACACCAUUUUAUAACUGUUAAAAUGAUUUUACUUAUUAAUUUUUGAUCUGGAAGAUGGAGUCUGACAGCCACAGUGAUGCAGAUUGUGUUGACCUCAGUGAAGCAAAUCCUGAGGAACAUAUGAUACCUGAAUAUGACCAUUUCGAUACAGAACAUGAUAUAGUUAUCGAGUCACUGCCUGAUGAAAUAAAAUAUUCUGAAUGGAACAAACUUGAGAGAGUAUCUCAGGAGAUUGGAGCAUCAUUUGG
Molecule: messenger RNA, 2317 nt
Organism: Styela clava
Lineage: Eukaryota; Metazoa; Chordata; Ascidiacea; Stolidobranchia; Styelidae
Product: TATA box-binding protein-associated factor RNA polymerase I subunit A-like
Biological process (GO): transcription by RNA polymerase I
Cellular component (GO): RNA polymerase I transcription regulator complex
Source: RefSeq, a predicted model, not a curated record